GGGGGCGUAUAUAGAAGGGAGGGGCGGGGCCAGAGCCGGGACAGGCCUGGUGGCGGCGGUGACGACAGCGGCAGCGGCGCCCGCGGAGUCGCGGCCGGGCAUCGCCGCUGCCCCCCGCCGGGCCCCAGACCUGCCCCCCGGUGCCCACCAUGGAGCUGGCCCAGCUGCAGGCGGAGGUGGGGCGCCUGGCGGCCGAGCUGCAGGAGGCGACGCAGGAGAAGGUCCAGGCCGCCCAGUACGGACUGGCGGUGCUGGAGGAGAACGGGGAGCUCAAGCAGCGCUGCGGGGAGCUGGAGGGGCAGUUAGACAGGCUGAGCUCGGAGCUGACCCAAAUGAAGGAGGCCCUGGCUGACUGUCACAGCAGCCACAAGCGGGCAGCGGUGGCUGGGGAGAACCGGGAGGAGAGCCUGGUGCGCGAGGCUGCGGCCAAGGAGGCCCAGCUGGCAGCCCGCCUUGAGGAGCAGCAGGGAGACCUGAGGCAGCUGCGAUGCCAGCUGAGCAACGCGGGUGCCGAGAGCGAGCGGCUGAGCGCUGCCCUGCAGGAGCUGCGCCAGGAGUGCCAGGCCCUGGAUGCAGAGAAGGCCCAGCUGCGGGAGGAGCUGAAGCAGCACAAGAGCCGGGAGCUGCGGCAGCUGCAGGACUGCGCCGAGCUGGAGGAGGAGAACAUCUCCCUGCAGAAGCAGGUGUCGGUGCUCAAGGGCAACCAGGUGGAGUUUGAGGCCUUGAAGCAUGAGCUGCGGCGCCGGGAGGAGGAGGCGGUGCUGGCCGGAGUCCAGCUGGAGGAGCUGGGGCGGCUGCGGGAGCUGGCGGAGCGGCAGCUGGAGGAGGCGCUGGAGACACUGGCGGUGGAGCGUGAGCAGCAGCGGGAGCUGCGGCGGGAGCUGGUGGCCUGCACCGGGGGCCGUCCUGGCUCGCUGGGCAGCCUGCAGGCCGGCCUGGAGGAGCUAAGCCAGGAUGAGGAGCUGGACAGCGGCUUCGCCAAUGGCAGCACCAGCGUGGGGGACUUUGGGGAGCGGGUGUCCACCCCCUGCACCCGCCCUGCGCCUGGCCUCGUCGCCGACCUCUUCAGUGAGCUCAGCCUGGCAGAGGUGCACAAGCUGCGGCAGCAGCUGUUCCAGGCGGACCGGGAGAGAGCCUCCCUGGCGGCUGAUGUGCAGGAGGCCCAGCGGCAGCUGGACAGCGCCAGGGAGGCCUUGUCGGAGCAGCAGCAGCGCAAUGGCCUCCUCCUGGAGCAGCUCAAGGCCAGGCCGGCGUCCCCGGAGCCCCAGCCCUGGCAGGACCUGGUGGCGCAGCUAGAGGGGCAGCUGCGGGCCGCCCGCAAGCUGGCAGGGGAGCUGCAGGCCCGGCUGGCCCAGGCCCAGGAGGAGCUGCUGGGGCUGACGGAGGAACUGGCCACCCUCUACCACCAGGUCUGCGCCUGGCGCGGCCUGACGCCGCAGCGCGUGGUGCUGGAUUAUUACCGGGACGGGCGCGGCGCCAGGAGGCCGCCGGCGGGCAAGCCCCGUCUGCAGCUGGAGCCAGGGGUAGGGCCACCCGGGGAGCCCCUCAAUGUCUCCAACCUGGCGGCGGUGCUGCGGGAGCAGCUGGGGCACCUGCAGGGGGCGCUGGUGCUGUGGCGGCAGCAGCCCCCCAGGCAGGGCCCGCCAGCCGCCGAGCUCGAGCGGGACAAGGAGGCGCUGGCCGAGGAGGGGGUGAAGCUCCGCUCCCUGCUCAGCACCAAGCGGGAGCAGAUCGCCACGCUGCGCACCGUGCUCAAGGCCAACAAGCAGGCGGCGGAGGCGGCGCUCUCCAGCCUGAAGGCGCAGUACGAGGGGGAGAAGGCCCUGGUGGCAGGCACCAUGCUCAAGCUGCGCCGCGAGCUGAAGGCCCUGACGGAGGACGCCACCACCUUCUCCUCCCUGCGCGCCAUGUUUGCCAGCAGGUGUGAGCAGUACGUGUCCCAGCUGGAGGAGAUGCAGCGGCAGCUGGCGGUGGCGGAGGACGAGAAGAGGACGCUGAGCUCCCUGCUGCGCAUGGCCAUUCAGCAGAAGCUGGCGCUCAGCCAGCGCCUGGAGGGCCCCAGGGGCAGAGCCCGCAGCCCCAGGAGCACCGCGCACUGACACCGUGGGGCAGCCUUCCAGAGAAAGCCGUGGGAGCGGUGCCAACCAGAGCCAGCGCCGGGACCAGCACCGCCCGCGCCUUCAGUGCUGCAAAAGCCGCCAGCCCCCCGACCUCUGCCAGCGGCAGCCGCUGUGCCUUAACCGCUCCGGGCUAGGUAGGGUGGAGUCUGCCUGGCCGAGUGAAACCUCCUCCUUCUGCCUUCAUCCCCCCACGUAUGGGGCAGGGGCCUGGCCUCGUGCUCAGAGGAGCCCCCCCCCCCACACACACACACUGGGUGGGGGCGUCUCGGUGCGGGGCCAGGCCUGGUGCUCAGACCCCCCCCCCCCCACACACACACACACACUGGGU
Mauremys mutica (yellowpond turtle) is the source of this 2448-nucleotide messenger RNA. Its product is annotated as protein bicaudal D homolog 2-like. The record is from RefSeq and is a predicted model, not a curated record. Gene Ontology annotation, molecular function: dynactin binding; cytoskeletal adaptor activity; dynein complex binding. Gene Ontology annotation, cellular component: cytosol; Golgi apparatus. NCBI's taxonomy places the organism in Eukaryota, Metazoa, Chordata, Testudines, Geoemydidae. Gene Ontology annotation, biological process: protein localization to organelle; microtubule anchoring at microtubule organizing center; regulation of microtubule cytoskeleton organization. The transcript has 9 exons. Bases 150 to 2099 code for a protein of 649 amino acids.